AGCAGGCCCUCCAGAUGUUUUGGAACUACAACUCCCAUGAUCCCUAGCUAACAGGACCAGUGGUCAGGGAUGAUGGGAAUUGUAGUCCCAAAACAUCUGGAGGGCCGAGUUUGCCUAUGCCUGCCCUAAAGGAUGUUUUCAGAGUAGGUGCUCUUUCCGCACCUUAGUGGACUGUAGGCUCCAUUCUCCCAAGCCAAGGCAAACCAAAUUACCAUGCUCCCUACAAAGAACAUGUUCUAUUAUGUUAUGAGGGUAUCUCACUGAUUUGUAAAGAACAGCUAAUCCUCCCUGAAGUGAAGAUAAUAUUCUUGCUGGGUAGAUUUGCUCCACCUGUUCUAAAGCUCACAUGUACCUAUUUUGAAAGGUUUUGAUACAAGAGGCAUUUAUUUAUUAGGUGUGCAUAUUGUAGGAUGUGCACCCAUGGCAGGGGUGGCUAACAUGUGGACCUCCAUACAUUUUAUUACAUUGGUCCAUCUACAACAUUGCUGUCUAUCCACACUGUCUGGCACCUGCUCUCCAAGGUUGGGGGCACAAGUCUCUCCCAGCCUUCCCUGGAGAUGCCAGGGUUUGGAGCUGGGACCUUCUGUAUACGAAGUGUGAGCUCCAACACUGAGCUUCCCCAGAGGUCCAGUCAUUCCUAACGUUGGUGCUGAUGGGAGUUGGUUAGCUAUUCCUUUCCUAAAGCACUGAGGCAGUGUAUUGGGUAUUGAAGGUUUUAUAAAAGGAAGCGACAGUUUGCUUAAAUAUGACAUUAAAUCCUACACUCAAAUCCUUUUCCUCUAGUGAAAGUUGGCGAAAUAUUAUCAGCCUCAAAGCGAAACAUUAAUGCCGCUUCAUUAAUUGGCAAAAGGAGAAGAAUGGUGUAUAUCAAUAACUAAAUUUCACAGUUUCUCCUGUCCUUCCCCCUGCACCAACGCAAUGUGUCUGCUUUCUUUUUUAGAAGUUAUAAAGGGCUAUUUUAAGCAAUUCCCUUUUUCUUAAGGAGAACUACCAUUGCUGGUUCCUCAAGCUCAGCUUCUGCCGUUGUGGGCAAGAGCCUUGUAGCCUAUAAAUGGAUUUGUGGGCUGCUUCCUGUGGGGUGAUUUGACGUUCUUGUGCAGCAUAGCAAAUCCUCAUACUCUAUAUGCAGUCAUGCACGCACAUUUGUCUACACCAAGACUCGGGAGGACGAGGAGUGUUGAAAUGGUCCUGAAGCCUAGCAGCAAGAGAUGUAAAGCAGCUGCCAACAGUGGCAAAGACUUGCAAGGCAAAAGGCGAUCCGGCAGCUUGGCUAUUGCACAGCAAGCACAAACUGCGGAACCAUAUGAUUGUGGGGAAGCAAUGAAUGACACUAGAUUUUAGAAGACUGCAUGGUUCUGAGGACAAAAUGUAUUUGCAGUGGGGGUUGUUGGUUGCUACCUACUGGACUUGAAACCUAGAUAGACCUGACUUGCUAAAUCCAGUUUGCCAUGUCAAAGAAACCUAAAGAGGCAGGUUCGUUGUCCCUUCUGAACAUUGUAGCCAAUGAACAUGAAGCCCCUUACCUCAUGCAUCGGUCAAAUUCAAGUGUUAAUCAUCUGUUCCUGUGUUGAUAGCAGCACUCCACUGCUGAAUAAUUCCUAGUUUAGCUAGCUUGUCUUUCAGAGAGUGGUGGGAGGUUUUUCUUUCCUGCAGUUGAUCCCCUGGGAUGGACAAAAAAACAAUUCAGAUAGCAUACACUCCUCCAUACAGUCUGUUUUAGAGAAAGGCAACGAAAGAGGGGCAUUACCCCCAUCAGCUGUCUCGCUAUCCUUCUCAGCCAGGGGUGGUUGGUGUGUGACCCUUAAGAAGCCAAGCCAAUGGGAGGAAGGAACAGAAUCCUGGAAUACGAUGGUAGUUCCGCUGCCCUUUGAUGUCACAGGUGCGACAUCCUGAACAUUCUCUGCAGGUCUCAACAGGUGAUAUAAUACAAUGCCAUUGGCCUGCUCUUGCAAGGUAGGCCUCAAUCCUAGGGAGGUUGUUUGCUUCUGAGCCACAAACCCUCCCACUGUGCCAAGUCUGGGCUUCGUAUACCUGCAGCUGGAAGUAGGCUUUUGCCAACACGUGAAUUUUAAAGGGUCAAGUGGACACCAAGCACGGGGGGCAAGCCACAAAUGUGCAUGAGUCAUCAGAGGUAGCAGGGAGACAGUAUGAGCCGCAACUAAGGUGGCUGUGCGGUGCGCCAUGACUGACAUACCUGUUCACUGUGAGUCGCUGGACAGGCAGUGGAGCUGGCACCAAGAAUAUGCAGUUGGGCCCAAAGUGUAAAGCAGGAGGGGACAGCGACGCUGGAGGGGGCAGAAGGACCAGCAGAGGAGUUGGCAGAUUGAAGCCUGACGGAGAUGCCCCCUCCAAUGUCGAACGUCCGCAACUGCACCCCACUCGCCGCCAUCCAUCCACCGCUCCCAAUACCAGCAGGUAUAGACCAGAAGGAGAUGCAGCCGGUCUGAUAGAGGGACGCUCACCUCGCAGCAUCAGCUUCAACUCUUCCUUCAACCCAGACCGCCUCAAGCAGGCCAGGCAAUUUGUGGAGAGAGCCAUCAAGCAAAGGAAGAUCUUCAUGGUGAACGGCCCUUACCCCGUGAUUCGGAGACGGCUGCUUGGCAGGGGUUGGGUGGAGAGGAAGUUUCCCAAGGUGGCUAAAGUAGUGAAUAAGCGAGAACGUCCGCCUGAUGGGGAGCAGGAUGAAGAUGGUGAUGACAGUGAAGGGCCUGAGGACGAUGAGGAGGAAGAGGGGGAAGAGGAACAAGAUGAUGCCAUUGAUAGUACCUAUAGCCUCAUGUCAAGGUUGGUUCGCAAUCAGAUCCCCUAUUUCAUCUGGACCAACCGGCGUGAUGUCAUUGACUGCCGCCUCCUGCGAAAAGAUCAGAUGAUGAACCACUAUGCCAAGGCGGGCACCUUCACCACCAAGGUAGGGCUGUGUCUUAACCUGCGAAACCUGCCAUGGUUUGACCAGGCUGAUGCCGAUACCUUUUUCCCACGUUGUUACCGCCUUGGAGCUGAAGAUGAAAAGCAUGCCUUUAUUGAGGAUUUCCAGCUCACUGCGGCCAGGAGCCUUCUCAAAGUGGUGGUGAAACGAUACUGGAAUGAACCUCCCGACAUGACAAGACUGGAUGCUAAUCAGAAUGAGCCCCCAAAUUUCCCAGAGACUCCAGUCAAACAGUACACCAGCCGGAAGAAAGGGGUCCUGCUCUCAUCCCAGCUGAUUGAGACUGCGAUACAUGCCUGCGAGGAACACAUGAGCAGCUUGAGGCACCAGGACAUUGACAGAGAAUCCGGCUCUUCUUUGCUAAUGAAAAAGUCACACUGGGAAAAGUUUCUACAUGGCUACUACCAGCUAGCCCACGAGGGGGCACAGAUGGUGCAGACAGGUGCCCACGUCGAGCGGUGCGAAGACGUCCUUCAACGACUGUCAAAGGUCGUCCCGCAGCUGGACAUGGAAGGGGACAGGAACAUAUGGAUUGUGAAGCCAGGAGCCAAGUCCCGGGGCAGAGGCAUCAUGUGCAUGGACCGCUUGGAGGAAAUAGUGAAGCUAGUGGACUGCGACCCCAUGAUCGUAAAGGACGGCAAGUGGGUGGUGCAGAAAUACAUUGAGACGCCCCUGCUCAUCUUUGGCACCAAGUUCGAUCUGCGCCAGUGGUUCCUGGUGACCGACUGGAACCCACUGACCAUCUGGUUUUACCAGCACAGCUACAUCCGCUUCUCCACGCAGCCCUUUUCCCUACACAAACUGGACACCUCCAUCCACCUGUGCAACAACUCCAUCCAGAAGCACUACGAGAACUCGUUGAACCGCCACGCUGAGCUCCCCCGCGACAACAUGUGGUCGUCCGAGCAGUUCCAGGCCCACCUGCGACAGAUGGGGGCCCCCGAGGCGUGGUCCACGGUGAUUGUGCCCGGCAUGAAGGCUGCGAUCAUUCACGCCAUGCAGACCUCGCAGGACUUGGUGGAGUUCCGCAAAAACAGCUUUGAGCUCUACGGUGCAGACUUCCUCUUUGGAGAAGAUUACCAGCCGUGGCUGAUUGAGAUCAAUGCCAGCCCCACCAUGGCAGCCUCCACUGCCAUCACUACCCGCCUUUGUGCCAGCGUGCAGGAGGACACCUUGCGUGUGGUCAUCGAUCGCAAGUACGAUCGCAAUUGCAACACCGGAUACUUUGAGCUCAUCUACAAACAGGCUGCUGUGGAAAUCCCUCAGUACGUUGGCACUAGCCUUUUGGUAGAAGGCUCCACCGUCAAGAGGCCUCCGCCCCAGAGAAGCCCCGUGCCUGGCGACGCCAAGAACAGCAGCGGGCCACAUCCACCCAAGCACAAGCUGAUCUACCGGCGCAGUAACCAGGAUACCCCUCGAGCCCCGACCCCGUGCUGGGCAUCCGCCAAUGGCAAGGCAGCCGAGCCUGCGGCUCCUGGGAAGGAAAACAAGAAGGCACCCGGAAGCAAGGUCCCAACCGAGCCUGCGGCUCCUGGGAAGGAAAACAAAGCCCAGGAGAAGGCGCCCAGCAGCAAGGCCCCCGAUUCGACGUCCGCAAGGUUCAAGCGGCCCAGCAAGCUCAACGCAGACCCCCGCAACCGGAAAGUGGUGAUGGCCCAUAGCAUGGCUACCACCACGCUCGGCCCGGGGGGGAAGUUGUCCGGCCCGGCUCAGCUCUGUGCCACGUCCAGCUCCCAGAGCCUAGCCCCCCAGGAGCCCGCCCUCCACCAGGCCAAGGAUCCCAAAGGCGCCGGCGCGGUGGCUCAGGUGCCCGGCAAGGCAGCCCCAAUGCCAGGCCUGGCUGCAAUUCACAAGCUCCCCCGCCUCUUCUGCAACGGAAAGGCCAUGGCAAGUUGGCAAGUGGUGUGCUGCUCCAGAGCUGGGUCUCGGCGGCGGCUUCCUAGAACUCCCAAAUUCUUCUACCGCAAGGCGGUCAUCUCAUGCCAGGCUCAGGAUGAGCAGCAGCUUCCACCCCUGGUACCAGCUUUUGAAAAUCAGAUGUCUGUAUUGCCUCCGGUGGGGGAAAAAGGAGACUAUGAAACCACAUGCAAUAAUUCCGCCACGGCAGCCGACUCGAUGCCGUCAGGCUUGGUAAAAAUUUGAGAAGGAACUCCAGGAGAGUUGCACGUAGAAAUCCACUCUGGCUUGGAACUUUGAGAAGACCUCUAGUGGAUCGUGCAGUGCCCAAAUCAAUUGUCUAUAGAUUCUGAAGAUGACUGGGUCUUCUGCUUCCCCGAAACAACCGCCAGGCUGCAGAAUUAGGUUGCUCCUAGGCUCCUCCCCAUGACAGGAUUGAUAACUUUUGGAAGUCUUCCAACCAUCUGUGUGGAAAAUGGAGCACCCUGGGAGACACAGCAGAAGGCGAGAGUUUCAAAGCCAUGGAGAAAGAUCAAAACUGCUGAGAGCGAAAGAGACCCGUUAGGUCAUAAGAGGGCUCUAUCUCACAUGCUAAAACAAAGAACCAUGCUGGCUGCCCUCUGCCUUUGUCAGUCCUUAACCCAGGGAUCAGCAUCUGGUGUGUCGGGAGCACAGCAGGGUUCCCCAAAUCUGACCACUAACCAGCGCCCACUGCUGCCAACUCGGAGGCAAGAGUGUAUGUGCAGAGGAAUUGGAGUGGGCACAGCUUGAUACCAUCUAUCAUGUCCUCAAAAUAGCUUCCCAGUAAAUACUAAUGGCUAACCAGGGCAUUAAACAUGAAUGAUAAGCUGGCCAGCUUUUAAGUAACCAGCCUGUAAAUACGCAAUUGUCUCCGACAAUGAGAGAUGGUGGUGGACAAAUAAGAGAAAUCUUGGCUUUAAUACCAGUACAGUUGUACCUUGGAAGUGGAACGGAAUCCGUUCCGAAGUCCGUUCGACUUCCAAAGCGUUCCAACUUCCAAAGUGCAGCUUCUGAUUGGCUGCAGGAGCGUCCUGCAGCCAAUUGGAAGCCGCGCCAGAUGUUCGGCUUCUGAAAAUCGUUCGAAAACCGGAACAAUCACUUCCAGGUUUUCAAUUGUUCGGGAGCCGAAGCGUUCUAGUUCAAAGGCGUUCAGCUUCCGAGGUUCCACUGUAUAGGAAUUUUCAGUGCUAUUUUUCUAGAAAAAAAAGAGGUGCCGGAACUUACCACUAAUGCUUCCAUUGUUCUCUUAGAAAAGCAAUGGUGCCCACCUGAGAGGUGCCGGAACCGAAUCCAACGAGUUCAGGCUGAAAAAAAGCCCUGGAAAUUUAUUUGACAAAGGCUUCUAGGAAUGGGUGCUGGGUUGUUUGUAGCAUUUAAAUACGUACAUUUUGUGUGUAUUAGUCUUGCAGUAGGUUUCAGGUAAGAUUGUCACUCUUCCCACACCCCAUCCCACUCCAGUAGUGCUCCUGUGAUUUUUACAGCUGCCUGACCAUCAAAUUCAGCAGAUGGUACUCCCCCCCCCAUCAGUAAAAUUUAAAAAAACAAAAAAGAGCUCUGGAUCAUACCAAAGGCCUGUCUAGUCCAGCAUUCUGUUCUCAUUGUGGCAAACCAGAUGCCAUCAACCCAAACAAGACAUGGAGGGCAACAGCCCAUCUCCAACUUGCAGUCUGCGGCAACUGGUACUCUGGACACAGAGCUAGUGAGACCCUGCAUCAAUUGGUCUCAUCACAUUAAUCCAGAGAAACUUUCACCUCUUGAAUUUUUGCUAGUCAGACAGGGAGCGGGGGGAAAGGAGGCAAACCCAACCUUUGGCUAGAAGAUGCUCUGUUUAACAAUAUCUGGUUUCGGAAAUUCUUCCCUGACAGAAGGCAGAAACAAUAGAUAGUAAUAAUUUGUGUGUUGAGUCUACUGUGGAAGCAAACUCGCUGCAUUUCAGACAAAUGUACAAGCCUCUUUUGUUCCAUACGUUUGCACUAGGAGUUGGAUCAGUACAGCACCGGCCGGUUGGUUCUUGUAUAGAUAAACAAAACCGCCACCCUAUGUUUUUAGAGCAAUCAAACUGCUGCGUUAGCUACACCAAAGUGGCCUCCCUGGGGUACAAGCCUGGACAGUGAAUUUGGAGGUUCUGGGCUGCCAGACAAAAGACGACUCCACCCGUUCCAAAGGAAAGCAGAGCCAUACAUUGGCACUAGCUUGGCUGCAAGAGUUACCAGGUGGUGUUGUACAAGGCACCACCCAACCCACUUAGGGACUCCAAUCUUGAUUUGUGUAGGGUUUGCUCCUUAGCCUUUUCUUCUCCCAAAGAUAUCCCGCCAGGCAGUGGAGAUUUAGGACCAGUGUUUUCCUUCUCCUAGAUGGGCUGCCUCCAGGGUUCAAGAAUAACCCCACCCUAGAGAAUAGAGGCUCUUCUGGGCUGCCAAUAGCAGCCUGAAUCUUUUUUUAAAAAAAUCCUGGCUGUAGAAAAAGGAAAUAGCUAUUUUAUUGGAUUAGGAGGCACUUUUCUGCUGCUCCAGAGAAGCGUACACGGAGCAAUGGAUUCAAACUUCAAGAAAGAAGAUUCCAUCUAAACAUUAGGAAGAACUUCCUGACAGUAAGAGCUGUUCGGCAGUGGAAUUUGCUGCCAAGGAGUGUGGUGGAGUCUUCUUCUUUGAAGGUCUUUAACCAGAGGCUUGACAGCAAUAUGCCAGGAAUGCUUUGAUGGUGUUUCCUGCUUGGCAGGGGGUUGGACUGGAUGGCCCUUGUGGUCUCUUCCAACUCUAUGAUUCUAUGAUUCAUACUUGGCUUGGGGGUGCAGAGAGGGCAAUUAUGCUUACCAAUGCCCUGCCUCCCCCCCCCCACUCUGGCCAGUCUUUGCUUCACUUCCUGAAAGUCAGUUCCCCGCGUGAUAUUUUUGAGUCACACUGGAGCAUUAUCAAUGCUUGGGUAUAUGGGGGGAAAUUCAGGACUGUUAUCUUUGUAUAUAAAAAUCAUGGCAAGCGUACUGCUAGUGAAAUUCGAGGUGUGGAUUUGGGACUGGGUCUAGUCUUUUUUCUUCCUGUAGUUCCUGCUUUUGUCCCCUCAUUCCUCCCCACUUAACAUUGCUACCACCUCCACAAUCCCCUUAUCCUGCCACCAGGCUUAAGGACCAACAAAAUGGUGCCUGGCAGCUGGAGGAUUCACAUCGGAGGGGAUAAAACUGUUUGGUUGCCACAGUGACUCUUCCGUUCCAGAAAACAGAGUUAACCCACCUUCCACUCUUGGUAUUCCCAAUGUCUCUGUUUUUACCCAAUUAACUGUGUUCCAGAUUGCAGCCCAAUUCCAUUCAUCUUAUAGAACUCAGCGGGAAAAUUCAAAGCCGGCUCCCUUUCCACGCUGGGUUCUGCUAAAUACAGUGCGACACAAUUCUGAGAACUGACAUGCAGAGGGGAGGGAAAAGGCAAGAGCGGUGAUUCAGCCUAUCACUCCCAUGGCCAACGCAAAGCACCUGAAAGCUCACUCAUUUGCCAUGUAGUAGCAAUGCAGCCUUUGUUAAAUGCCUGUCGGGGGGGGGGGAAUAGGUGUGUUAGGUGGCUCGUGGAUUCUGGGUGUAUGUGCAAAAGGAAAUGUUUUAAAAACCACACAGUAUGGUUCUAUAGCAGGGACCUAGGUGGCGCUGUGGGCUAAACCACUGAGCCUAGGGCUUGCUGAACAGAAGGUCGGCGGUUCGAAUCCCUGUGAUGGGGUGAGCUCCCGUUGUUUGGUCCCAGCUCCUGCCAACCUAGCAGUUCGAAAGCACAUAAAAAAAAGCAAGUAGAUAAAUAGGAAGCGCUAUAGCGGGAAGGGAGACAGCGUUUCCAUGUGCUGCUCUGGUUUGCCAGAAGCGGCUUUGUCAUGCUGGACACAUGACCUGGAAGCUAUAUACGCCGGCUCCCUCGGCCAAUAAUGCGAGAUGAGCGCGCAACCCCAGAGUCGGUCACGACUGGACCUAAUGGUCAGGGGUCCCUUUACCUUUACGGUUCUAUAGAUCCCACAGCCUUCUAGCACGUCUCUCCCAUGAUUUCAGCUCGAGCUGGCGCUAGAAAUGAAGACAUUAGUUCCUUGUUCUAGGAAAGGGAAGACUGACUUCCAGCGGCUCCAGUCCAUCAAUUCACGUCACGGUGGCCAUGCCAGCUGGGCUUGAUGGGAGCUGGACUCCAACAUCGGGAGAGCCGCAGAUUGAUUCCCUGUUCUAGGGCAUGGUUUGGCUCCUUAUGGCCUCUCCUCCAUGCUGAGGGUCCAUCCUCCUGUAUGAAGCUCUAAACAACAGACCGCCUCUGCUCAUGCCAUGACGGUCUCCAUGAGCAGGUUUGGAGCAGCUGCUUGCUAGCAUUGUUCUUGUAUUAAAAGGAGAUGAAAGAGAAAGGGGAAAAGACCACAGCUUAGUGGCAAAACGUAUGCUUGGCAUUGCAGAAGGCCCCAUGUUCAAUCCCUAGCAUUGCUAGUUAGGGGAUUUCAAGUAGAAGGGUUGGGGUAAGAUUUUUCUUGAGACCUUGAAGAAUCAUUGACAGUCACCAUAGCCAGCAUUGAGCUAGAUGGAACAGUUUGACUUCAAAAUAAAGGCAUCAUCAUAUGAGAUUGAUUCUGGCUGGCUCUCCUCUGGAAGUCCACCUGAAUCUCACCACCUUCUGGAAGAAUUUUUUAAAAAAUUACUUUUAUUAUUCCAGAUAUUUAUGUAGGCUGUGGUUAUAUAGUUGUGCUGUAUCUUUUGGUUACAAUACAAAAGCAUGCUAUACAGGUGAAACUCGGAAAAUUAGAAUAUCGUCGAAAAGUGCAUUUAUUUCAGUAAUGCAACUUAUUCUCAUUAUUUUUUCUUUUAAUUUUUACAAAUGCUUUCUUUUGGAAAUUCCACAGUAAUAAAACAAAUAGUUACAAUAAUACAAAAAUAAACAAAAACAUCACUAUUACAUUUCAUUAAUUACAUUCCAUUUAUAAUUGACCCGCCUAACGACAAAUAAUUACAAUUACAACAAAUAAAGGCUUGACAUAUCUUGCUUUGCAUGUCAUGCAUCUAUCUCAUAUACUGGUUUCACCUUUUAAGUUGCAUUACUGAAAUAAAUGCACUUUUCGACGAUAUUCUAAUUUUCCGAGUUUCACCUGUAAUUUGUUUUUACCUUGUUCUUACUCAAGCUUAAGGUUUUCACUUAAACAAACAAAAACAGCCCUGUUCCCAAACUUGCCAGCAGGCUGAGACAGAGUCAUGUAGCAGGUCAACCUUUUCCCAUAUAGAGAGGGGCAAGAAAAGCUCCACCUGUUAUAUUUCAUUAUGUCAGACUGCCAUUAAAGCAAGGAUGGGGAAAUUUGUGGUCCUCCAAAUGUUGUUAUGACUUCAGCUCCCACCAUAAGCCCCAGCCACUGUAGCCAAUGGUUGAGGGUGAUGGGAGCUGGAGUCUACCAAAUUCGGGGUGGGGGGGCAUAGAUUCCUUCUCUACCUCACCGCUACUCCUGCCAUUAAGGGGCACUGACAGUAAAAAGGCGAGUGGCAAUUCCAUCCACUCUCCAAACGCAAUGAUUAAAGGCAGGAAGUGGAAGCUUUGACACAUUUUUUUUUAUUUCUCAUUGGUUCCUAAACACUGAAGAGAACCAAGAAUACAAGUUUUGUGCGGUUGUGUUUGACAUUUGUACAGCUUUCCUUGGCGAGUCUGUUUUUUAAAAAAAUAAUCUUUACAUCGUUGGUAUCUUGCUGGUGGAGUGGUUUGUGGAUUGCAGUUUGUGAAAGAGAAAUAAACGUCUACCUUUGUAGCCUGA
Molecule: messenger RNA, 10585 nt
Organism: Zootoca vivipara (common lizard)
Lineage: Eukaryota; Metazoa; Chordata; Lepidosauria; Squamata; Lacertidae
Source: RefSeq, a predicted model, not a curated record